CUUAACCUUAACUUCCCAAACUUCAUCAGAAUCCGGAGUCUCAGUUGCUGUGCACACUUCUCAAACCUUUACGAACUUGACCGUCAAAACAGAAAAUUCGCUUCCCACUCCCAACAAGGGUACCAAGAUAAAAAAUCCUAUAAAAAGCAAAAAUUCGAAAACACGGAUUUCUCAAUUUACAGCGGAAGAAACAGCCUUAUUAGACGAAUUCAAUCGUUAUUUAGAACCACGUCUUGCAAACGGUGAUACUCAAACAGAAAUUGUCGGCGAGAUUCUUAAAAGGUACGGUUAUUCAUGUAGAAUAUCACAGGCUAAUAUCUCGCUAAUGGCAAGGCGAAUUGCAAUCCCAAAGGAUGAAAAAACAAUUGCAGCCAUUCGAAAUUGGAUUGCAAUCGAAAAGCAAUCUUAA
This is a messenger RNA of Ambispora leptoticha, 409 nucleotides long. The record is from the annotation of a GenBank genome assembly. Lineage: Eukaryota; Fungi; Glomeromycota; Glomeromycetes; Archaeosporales; Ambisporaceae.